Aspergillus niger is the source of this 1419-nucleotide messenger RNA. RefSeq lists its product as uncharacterized. The transcript is spliced from 4 exons. NCBI's taxonomy places the organism in Eukaryota, Fungi, Ascomycota, Eurotiomycetes, Eurotiales, Aspergillaceae. Gene Ontology annotation, molecular function: metal ion binding. Bases 1 to 1419 code for a protein of 472 amino acids. The record is from RefSeq and is a predicted model, not a curated record.
AUGCUUGGCGACUCCGAGAUCCUCGCCUUAGAUAGCAAUCUUUCAACCAUUAUGCAGCAGAACCAGCAACACCAUGCCGAUGUCCAGAAUCUCCUGGAAAAGUUCCGCCAGCUCUUAGAGAACUAUAAUAACCUCAAAAGCGACUAUGAGGAGGAAAAGGAAGCCAGAGAGAAGUACAAGCGCAUGGCUAGGGGACAGUUUAAAGAGCAUCUCCUGAAAGCUGGAGCCGAUGGUGGCAUUACGGCUGCCCGGAUUCUUAACGAUUCCAUCCGCGAAUUGCUCCACGAUCGACUCGGCCACCAGGCUGACCAAUGCCGUGUUAUGGUACGCAUUUAUGCAAACGUGCUUGGACUGUCAAAGUCAUUAGCCCGCUCCGGCAUUGUGGGACAGGAAGCCCGCUCUCUGUCGCCCUUUACGGCAAGCUUCACCCGGGCCGAGGAUCUCUUUGAUUUCGUGGAUGCGGGCGAUAAGAAAGAGGGAGCCGACUAUAAGAUUAGGGAAAUGUUCCGCUUAUUUGCCGAUAAUAGCCAGUGCAAACACAUCUUCUUCGCUGGUUGUCAUGACUCCGGUUAUUCUAAUCUACUGACACCUUAUCGUGGCCGGACUGAUCGCAUCACUCUCCUCAAAGCUGCCAACUUUCACAGCGAAUAUGAAAGAUUAGGCCUCCCGGUGCGGGAGCUUCCCGCCCUCUUCAUGUCUACACCUAUUGGUGGAACUGGGAGCCCCUCCAACCAUACGCCUUCGUUGUCCACAUCCUCUAGACCAAUUUGUAAACACUUUCAAAAGGGUAUUUGCCGAUACGGUAACACCUGCAACAAAGCUCACAUACCGCAGGGUCAACAACUCUCUAGAUCCGACAAUACCCCCUCUCCUCCAGGAAGGGAAUCUCCUACGAGUGCACGCACUCAAGAGUUUUAUGCCUCACAACUUGUCACCCACCUCGAUCCUAUGUGGCAAGAUUAUAUCCCCAUAAACUUGGCCGGAGAUCGCAUUGACACAUACUGUCCGAUCCCCGCCCACGAUGCGUGGGAAGUCUAUACUCGCCGCGCCAAAAUCCAUAAGCCGUGCAACAAUUUCCAUCUCGGUGGCGAAUGCAGCAAUAUAAGCUGUGAAUACGAUCACGGCCGUCUCGAUCCAAGCUCGCUGGAUGUUAUGAAAUAUAUCCUCCGCCAGCACCCAUGUCAGACGGGCCCGUCGUGCCGAUCUACCAAAUGCUUCCUCGGCCACCUCUGUCAGAAAGAGGGAUGCCGGGGCCUCAAGCCGUGCCGCUUUAACCGACACGCACACACACUCGAUUUGCAUAUUGCAAAAUACACGCCGUCCAUCAAAAAGGAGACUGGUCACUCGCGUGCUGAAAGCGCCGAGGGGACAUAUCUACCAGAUACUCCCGAAGAGCCGCAGGGCCUAAUCGUAUUGUGA